AUGAAGCUACAGCAGGUAGACAAGUCCUGCACCAACAGUGUCCCCUGCCAAAACAAAGCUGCUGGUGCGACUGGCCAGCGGAGGAUGACCCUCCUACAGAAGGCGCCUCUCUCACAAUUUUACAGGAAGACCGAAGAAAUGGAAACGGUCGGCGACUCCAAAGAGGGCCCCAGCUCCAGCGACCGUCCGAGGCCACGUAGGAGUUCCUUUGUGCCGACAGGCGGACAUCUCGAAGAAGGUCAGGUAUUUCGGCCUCCAAGUCAGUCUAGCAUGGCACCUAGUAUCAAGUACUACGUGAGUCAACAACGCCGACAGCCCGAUGGAUUCCUCAGCAAUUCAAAGAGCACGACUAGGUCACUCAGCAUGCAGUAUGUUGAGGAGGAUAACUCGCUAGUUCACGGUACGUCCUCCUCUCCGUUUGGAAAGAACCGAAGUUUUGAUGGCGUUGAAGGCAGUCAGGUAGACCCAUGCGUAAGGCCCAGAGGCGUCUCUAUCUCCCAGACCAUGCCUCAUGAUGUUGAUGUCGAAUGCGGAAGUCAUGAUUACGUAGGACAGGAAGAGACUAGUGGGACGACGAGGAAAAAUAUAAAAGAAAAGGAAACGCUAGGGGUGGCGGACGAGAGGGACGAAGAAGUAGAGAGAGGGGAGGAGGUGGAGCGGGAGACAGAGCUGGAGUCGAUACAGGAGAAUGUAACAACACCCGAAGAAGCCAGAGAGGAUGAUGAGAACAUUUGCAAGUACCAGAUGAAGAACGAAAGGCAGGAUCGGGACAAACCGGCAGAAACAAAUCGGGAGAUAGUUGUUGGGAAGGAACGGGAGGAGAAAGGAGAGGAGGAAGAAGAAAUUAAAGAAGAAAAAGAAGAGAAUCAAGAUAAAAAAGUAGAGGAAAAAGAGCAAGAGGGGCAAGGUGGACUGGGGAGUACUGAAAUCGGCAACCAAGAGAAAAUAAAUGCAGCGGAGCAUAAAGUCUGA
Molecule: messenger RNA, 972 nt
Organism: Spirometra erinaceieuropaei
Lineage: Eukaryota; Metazoa; Platyhelminthes; Cestoda; Diphyllobothriidea; Diphyllobothriidae
Source: the annotation of a GenBank genome assembly